AAGAUUCAACAAUAUUUGAGAAAUGAUUGUCAAGUGAACAACAACGUAAACAUAAGUCUUUGUAAAUUUUAUCACAAAUAAAAGUCAUGACUAAUCGUAAUCCUAACACUCUUAUGAGUGUUCCAGAUGAACAAUUUGAUUAUUUAUUUAAAAUAGUUCUUAUCGGUGACUGUGGCACAGGUAAAACAUGUAUUGUGCAACGAUUGAAGUCCGGUAAUUUCAUAGAAAGACACGGUAAUACAAUAGGCGUAGACUUUUCAAUGAAAACUUUGAUAGUGGACGGAAAGAAGGUCAAGCUUCAGAUAUGGGACACUGCUGGACAGGAAAGAUUUAGAACGAUAACUCAAAGCUAUUAUCGGUCUGCGAAUGGAGUAAUUAUAGUGUAUGAUAUUACCAAGAGAUCAACAUUUCUAUCGUUGCAAAAAUGGAUUGAAGAAGUUAGAAGAUACACAUCAUCCAAUGUUAUAGUUUCAUUAAUUGGUAAUAAGUGUGAUUUGACUGAUCAACGUGAAGUUGAGCCAGAUGAACCAAAGUCAUUUUGUCGCUACAUCCCUGAGAUUAUGUUUGUGAUGGAGACAUCGGCUAAAGAUAACACAAAUGUUGAGGAUACUUUUCGCAGUUUAGCAACUGAACUGAAGCGGCAACAUGAUAAUAGUGAAGGCCCACCGGCUGAAUCAGAUUCAGUUGUGCUUGGUGAAAGUCAUCCAGUAAGUAGGUGCCAGCCUUGUCGAUCUUCUUAGAUUAUAUAGAUUAAUAGACAAAUAUGCCAUUUGUUCAUAAUUUUUUAUUAGCGGCCUGCAUAACACCAAAUAUAUUUUUAAUCUGCCAUUAAUUUAUGGCUAUGAUGAUAUAAAUAUUUGUCACAAAUCACUGGUUAAAUUCUGUAUUAUUAUUAACUCCUGUACCAAGUGUGGUGCUUUUAAUUGUAGGUGCUUAAAUGAAUCUCUAUUUUUGUCUAUAAUUUUGAUUAUGAUCAAAUAUUUUUGUGACAAAAUAAAAAAGAAAAUUAUUAAUUUAAUACUUAUUAAACACAAUUUUAAUAUUAUACUUUAUAUUAGUCUUGUGAGACAUAUGUGGUGCUUAGAAAUUGAUCAUUUCAAAAUAAUUGCAACAUAUAAUUAUGCCCUACUAACUUAACUACUAAAAAAUGGAGACCAAAAUAGUUAACUAUACAGUUCACUUUUUUUUAUAACAUAUGUAGCUUUCUCAAUAAAUUAAAUGUUUAAUUAUAUUUAAAUGUUUCAUAAAUAGCAUACAAGGUUGUAGCAAAGGUUUUUAGUGAGAGAAGGUCAAUCAUAGCUCCCAGUCAACACAUAUUAAUCCUAAUCUAUGCAAAAAGUUAUUUUAACUAUUACAAUACAAUUUAAAAAUAACAAAUUAUAUAAACAAGCAAUCUUAAAUAUGUCGUACAUAAAUAACAAUAUUAUUUCAUUAAACAAUUGGUAUCUAUUGUUGAAUGUAUCUUGUUUAUUUUUGUUGAGACAAGGAAUGUAAACUUCAGCCUUUGCCAGAUGUUUACAUAUAAUAUUGAGGAUUAAGAAAAAGCUGCAUAAUUCAUAAAAAUGUAAUAAUUUUAGUUUUUUGAAAAACACUUGUAACAAUACAUUUUCGAAACCUAUGAAAUCGAGCAAUUAAGACUACCUCCUGUUUAUAUUAAUGUAAAUAUAAUUUUAACUAAUGAACUCAUUUUGAACAUUUUUUAGCUUUGUAACAAGAUUUAAUAAUAAUAGAUAUGGUGUUGAGUUUAGUGUUAGCAACCUUAAAAAUAGUUAUUCUCUUGAAAUGGGCAUUAAAUAAUUAAAUAUUAUCUUACCAAAAUGAUGUAAAUUUAAAUAAUCGGGGAUUUUAUUUCUAUUAGGUAUUUAUUUACUUCAUCUUAAAUUCUUAUUGUUGAUAACAGUAUGUUAUUAUUGUUUUGUUUCGGUUGCUAACACUGUUGAUUUAAAUUGAGAAACGUCAUUAUUUGAGGUUAUAUUUUUAAAGAUUAUAUUUUAUAAUAAUUAUUUUUUCUUUAUAUGUCACAAUUCCAAUUUUUAAUAAUUUAGUAAGACUUAAAGUAUUAUAUUUUGUAACUAUGAAGGAAUUCUCAUUAGUUUUUAAGUGUCACUAAAUAAAGUCUUGUUAGUAGUCAGUUUCGAUAGUGUAAAUAAUUAUAGAUAAAUAUUUGUACCACCUAGUCGAGACUGAUUCGCCAUAUUUACAUUAUUAAAUAAAAAAAAAUUCUUACUUCAUUUAUUAGAUGUAUUAUUUUCAUGUCAAUACAUGUGGUAUUUAACUUUUAAUUUUGUUUAGAAAAUGAUCUAUACAAAAUCGUUCAUAGUUAAAGUGCGUUCCUUUUAACGGCUAUCAUACACUUUUCUCUUUGACGUUUAUCAAUUUUAAAUAUAAUUUUAUACGUUCUCUACUGAUUUAUCGAAUUCGGAUUAAACCAAAUUUUCAUAUAUGCUAUAUUCAGAUAUAAGUGUAUGAAAUGACAAUUAUUUUGAAUUUAUGUUUUAACGAACUUUGACUAUGAAUAUCUCGUAUAGUAAAAAUAUAAGGUUUUUUUUACAUUGACGUAAUUGUGUAUUUACUACACUUUCAAGGGCCUUAUUCUUAAAUUUUAGUAAAAAAAAAAUUAUUUCGAUUAUUUGGAAGGGAUACUACUUCCAAUGAAAAAGAAAAAAUAUCACCUAUUAUAGCGCACUUUAGACGCGAUUGAGGAAGAGGAUAGCUUAUAAUAUUUUAGUUUUUAAUAAAUUCUAUUUGGAACUGCAAACCAUAGAAUAUAAAUCUUUUAAUUUUAAAUAAUUGGGGUCGAUUGAAAUAAAUAAAACGGAUCUGUUCCAAGAAUCUAAUUUUUAUUUAAAACAUUAAUGUAACAACUCAACGUGUAAAGUAUCUUUAUUUUUUUUGUAAACCAGUGAUGUAAUAAAAUGGUUAUAAAAGUGAUUGUUUUCAA
Molecule: messenger RNA, 2941 nt
Organism: Nymphalis io (European peacock)
Lineage: Eukaryota; Metazoa; Arthropoda; Insecta; Lepidoptera; Nymphalidae
Gene: Rab19
Product: ras-related protein Rab-43
Exons: 4
Coding region: 87-740 (217 amino acids)
Cellular component (GO): trans-Golgi network
Molecular function (GO): GTPase activity; GTP binding
Source: RefSeq, a predicted model, not a curated record